This is a messenger RNA of Chanos chanos (milkfish), 2208 nucleotides long. RefSeq names its product NTPase, KAP family P-loop domain containing 1 (gene nkpd1). The transcript is spliced from 4 exons. Lineage: Eukaryota; Metazoa; Chordata; Actinopteri; Gonorynchiformes; Chanidae. The record is from RefSeq and is a predicted model, not a curated record. Bases 1 to 2208 code for a protein of 735 amino acids.
AUGCUGUUAACAGAUAUUCCCUCAGACAAUAUUUAUGCCCAUGCUUUGUGCAAGACCCUUACUAAAGUGCCUUCUCCUCUGACUGUGGGAUUGUAUUCAUCAUGUCACAACCGCAUCAAUAUGAUCCUCAGAAACAUAGAGAUUCAAAUGGAACAAGAAGCUGAAAGAAGAGAGCAGAAGUAUCAGGGGAGAUCAACUAAGCCAUCCUUCAUUAAUUUUGUGUCUCUGAUCACUCGACUCCUUUUCUUCCGGCCUGUUUGGACAGAGGAGGACCGGAGCAGAAAAAAUGUGCGAUAUGUGUUUGUAAGGUUUAGUGCCUGGCAUUUUGCUGGCAGUGAUUUGCUGUGGGCUGGAUUAAUAAUGCGAUUGUGCCAGGCCUUUGAGAAGAACUUUGGAAAGCUCCAGCUUGCUCUGUUCCGUGUGGCCCAAUAUGACGAGGAAAAAGAUUUUGAGAGGAAAAAGACUGAGGACAGCAUAAACAACUGGAGGUCAAAGAAGGUUUGCUGCUUUCCAUUAUGGGCUGUUGUCCUAGUUACAUUCAUUAUAACCCUCUUUAUAUUUGUUCCAAUUCUUAUAUUGGGUUUUAUAAAGUCAAACGAUGAGGGCAAAGUAGAUGUGAAAGAUGGAGAGGAUGAUGGGUUUGGAGCACUGGAAGGUUUUAUCAUCGCCAGUCUUGGAGUCCCGGCAGUUGGAGCUGCAAGAUUCAGUUUUCUGAUAGGGAAGAACCUCAUCCUCAACCAAGACAUCAAUGUCAAAAAAGUGAUGGACAAUCAGAAGGUUAGCGAGCAACUGGGGUUAAUGUAUGAAAUUCGAAAGGAAAUGAGACUGCUCUCAUGUUUUGUUCAUUUUUUAGAAGUCUUUGAGAGGAGGAAAAUCCGUGUGGUGCUUGAGAUUACAAAUCUAGACCGAUGCACACCAAAGAAAAUUGUGGGGGUCUUGGAUGCCAUCAAUAUCCUUCUGUCAGAUGAGGAGAGUCCUUUCAUUUCCUUACUUGCAGUUGACCCAGAAGUCCUUGUUCAGCAAGUGGACCAUGUAGAGAGCUGUUUUAGUAAAACAGACAGGGCGUUCAGCUUUCUGGAUCGCAUAAUCACAUUACCUUUUACUGUACCUUCUCUUUGCAAUAACUCAAAAUGCAAAGUUUUCUGGAACAUUGUAUGCGGUCAGUCUGAGAUACCUGAAGAUUUCCCUCUUGAUGAAAUUGAGCCAAAAGCACGAGGUAGUCCAAAGGUCUCUCUCUCCAUAGAGGAUGACACUGAAGCAAAGAAUGAACCAGUAAAAGACGACUCUUUGCUGCCUUUAACAGCCAAAAAUCAAAGGGCUGAAACUUAUGUGUCUGAACUUAAUGAGGAGGAAAUAGAACGAUUGAUCCAGUCUGCAUUUGAGGAAAUCAUCUUGAGUAACAGUAGUACCCUUCAUCACUAUAUCUCAGAGGACACCAUGUCCAUGAGAAGAGUUAUCAACUCAAUCCGAAUGUCAAUUUUGAUCAUGGAAGCACUGAAAACUGAACCUCCUCCAACAGAGAGAAUCGCUGCUUGGGUUGUCUUGGUGGACUGUUGGCCUUGCCGGUUGAGCUGGAUUCUGCAGUGCAUAGAGGAUGACCAACAGAGAGCUAAAAUAGAUGCAGGAUCACAAAUAGAUGCUGAUGAAACAAAAACACUUUGGGAAGUGUUCAGUGAACACAGAGUUGAGCUGCACAUGAUUGGGAAUGAGGUGGAGAAGUUCCUGGAGAGAGAUGGAGACCCAGAACUAUUUGAAAUGUUCCUCAAGAAAGAUUUUAGGAUCACAGUGGGUGAGGCAGACAGAUUUAAGUUAAGCACAGUGAACUUGGAUCACUCCAUCAAAAAAGAAAUGGCAAGAAUUAGGGGCAGCACAAGGCUUAGUGGUCCAGAAAGUAAUUCCUUCAACUCUCUCUCUGCAAGAACUGUGUUGAACAUGACUACAGAAGACAUUUGCAAAGAGCUCCCAAAACUAAACCUCCCGAGUAAAUACACUGAUGUCGUGAGGCAAAAUGAUCUGAAUGGCCGCACACUGCUCUGCAGUGACCCCGAUGAUCUAAGACAAGUACUCCAGAUGACCCUCGGUGAAUGGACAACCUUCAAGAUUCACUUCUUAGGACUCACUCCACUUGCCCCAUCAGUUCAGCCCGUAUACCGAAUCCUGGACAAGCACCACCAGUCAUGUCCACCGGGGGUGCUAAAGAGAAGCUAA